UUUAUUAAAUAAUUAAAUGGCAAGAGGUACACCAGCAAUCGGUAAAAGACAUUAAAAGACUCAUACUUUCUGCAAGAGAUGUGGUAGAUAAACAUUCCACAUUUAAAAAAACAGAUGCGCAUCAUGUGGAUACCCAGCUGCUAGAUUAAGACUCUACAGUGGAUGGGGUGAAAAGGUCGCCAGACGUAGAUCAACUGGAACAGGAAGAAUGAGAUAUUUGAAAUCAAUUGCUAGAAGAGCAAAGAAUGGUUUUAGAGCAGGAACUUAAGCAUAACCAAAAGUUAAAAAUACAUAGAAAAAGUGAUUUAAUCAAGCUAUUAUUACAAAAUAGUACAUUAAAUUUUCACAUAAUCUUAUUCA
This is a messenger RNA of Paramecium tetraurelia, 360 nucleotides long. RefSeq lists its product as uncharacterized. NCBI's taxonomy places the organism in Eukaryota, Ciliophora, Oligohymenophorea, Peniculida, Parameciidae. Gene Ontology annotation, cellular component: ribosome; cytosolic large ribosomal subunit. The transcript has 2 exons. Gene Ontology annotation, biological process: translation. Gene Ontology annotation, molecular function: structural constituent of ribosome; RNA binding. The record is from RefSeq and is a predicted model, not a curated record.